Messenger RNA from Bombus impatiens (common eastern bumble bee), 894 nucleotides. Its product is annotated as peptidyl-prolyl cis-trans isomerase. The transcript has a single exon. Gene Ontology annotation, biological process: protein folding; protein peptidyl-prolyl isomerization. Gene Ontology annotation, molecular function: peptidyl-prolyl cis-trans isomerase activity. Gene Ontology annotation, cellular component: intracellular membrane-bounded organelle. The record is from RefSeq and is a predicted model, not a curated record. The coding region runs from base 255 to 749 and encodes 164 amino acids. NCBI's taxonomy places the organism in Eukaryota, Metazoa, Arthropoda, Insecta, Hymenoptera, Apidae.
GUCACAUCUGGUACAGUGUGACAAUGAAGAUGUCGUGUCGAUCAUACUUUAAUCAUAUAUAUUUCUAAGCGAAAGAAACUAACCUAGUUAUUUUUGCUAAACGAUUUUGUUUGAUUCAGUUAUUUCUUAAAUGAAUUAAAGUAGCAUAAGUUGAAUUACAAAAUAACGUAUACUUAAUUAUUGUUGCUCAUUAUAUGUCACCUGCUGAGGAAAAGACGUUGUGAAAAAGUAAAGUACGUUUUGCAAAUAUCGUUAUGGUUUUGCCACGAGUAUAUUUUGAUGUAGCCGCUGAUGAUAAACCAUUGGGUCGUAUCGUGAUGGAAUUACGAACAGAUGUAGUCCCAAAGACAGCAGAAAAUUUUCGCGCUCUUUGUACGGGAGAGAAAGGUUUCGGAUAUAAAGGAAGUACCUUCCACCGAAUAAUUCCUAAAUUUAUGUGCCAAGGUGGUGAUUUCACUAAUCACAAUGGUACAGGAGGAAAAUCUAUUUAUGGGGAAAAGUUUGAAGAUGAAAAUUUUGAAUUGAAACACACUGGACCAGGCAUAUUGUCUAUGGCAAAUUCUGGGUCUAACACCAACGGUUCACAAUUUUUUCUAACUACUAUAAAGACUACUUGGUUGGAUAAUAAGCAUGUAGUUUUUGGUUCUGUAGUUGAUGGUAUGGGUGUAGUAAAAAAAAUUGAAAGUUAUGGCUCACAAAGUGGGAAAACACACCAGAAGGUUGUAAUUACCAAUUGCGGUCAACUUUAAAGCAUUGUAUUUUACACCUUUAUAAUAUGUCAUACAUAUGUAUUUUCUUUUUCUUGAUAGGCAAAUUUUUGUAAAAUGAAUAAUGCAGUGUAAAAAUAUACAAAUAUCAAAUGAAAUAAUGCGUCUGUUUGGAUGACAUAAAUAA